GUCAGCCUCGGGUCUAAUUUUGGUUAACCCGGGGCUCCCCCCUGAUCAUGAUAAGAGUCGUUCAGUUAAGACAUGUCACUUCCCAUCAACCCGAAAAUGAUUACAUCUUCAUUUCUCACUGCACCAGGCUGAUGGAAAGCUUUCUGCGUAAAUCCCCUGUAUCCUUACACUUCACUGUCAAUGUUUUCAUCCGACAGGUUUUAAGUUAUUUUGGACCCCACACGCCGACUCUCGCGGAACAUGAUAUGUGUUCUGGCCCCGCGAGGCCUUCGACCAGCUUGGGUGGGUAUCACUGCAAUUGCAGCAGCAGCAGUGCUCUCUUUAUUCCUCUUAUACUCGCCCCGACUACAGACCACUACGUCGAGAGUAGUAGUGCCUGAUCCCGUAAGCCAUAUUGUGACUGACCCAAACUAUGUGGAUAAUACCACCACCAAAAAUGUCGACCCCGUCAUUGCUGAGGCCGGUUUGAUUGACCAUCCUGCGCAAUACUUUAUUGACUAUCCGCUUCAACCGCCAUAUAAAGAGCACUUCGGCGAGUUGGGCCAGCGAAGUCGAGUCUUGCGCGACUGGAUGACACUAGUGGAUCAGCUACCACAGUCCACGAGCAGGAAUUUGUUGAUGAACGCUACGGAGAGGGUGGCCGUCUCUUUAUACCCUUUCCUCGACAAGCCCAAGGUGCAAAAUACCACUCAUAAACCCGUAGCGGAUCUCCGGGCGUCCUUUGAACCAGGCUCAGCGGGUGUGGUCAUCCCAACCAGCAAUAAUACUCUUCGCUUCGCGGCCCACCUGAUUGGUGCUAUGCGCUUGGUUUUAAACUCCACGCUCCCAAUCCAAAUCGUCUAUGCCGGCGAUGAGGAUCUCAGCCCAGAUGAUAGGGCCCGUUUAUCAAGCACCGUGGAAUCUGGCCCUCCCCUCGAGUUUCUCGACAUCCUCACCGUUUUUGAUGAUACAACACUCCAAUUGAAGACGGGUGGUUGGGCCAUCAAGGCCUUUGCAGCCUUGGGCUCGCGUUUUGAGCGAGUAAUCCUAGCCGAUGCUGACGCUGUUUUCUUUCAACCUCCCGAGGUCCUGCUCGACCAUGAAGCAUUUCUUCGAAGUGGAGCUUUACUGUUCCACGACCGACUCCUCUGGAAGAAUGUGUUUCCAGAGCGCAACGAAUGGUACAGGAGUCAGAUUCGACAACCAAGUGCGGCGUUAGAAAAGUCACUGGUCUGGACGGAGAAUUAUGCUGAAGAAGGCGACUCUGGACUAGUUGUUCUCGACAAGAGCCGAACGGAUAUACUCAUCGCCCUGCUCCACAUAUGCUGGCAGAAUUCGCAUGACGUGCGCGAGGAGGUUACGUAUAAAAUGACGUAUGGUGAUAAGGAGACGUGGUGGCUUGGUCUUGAGCUUACAGGUGCGACUUACGAGUUCUCCGGGCACUACGGUGGAAUUGUUGGCUGGGACCAGGUGGAUAGUAGUGGCAGGCACAAGGUGUGCAGCUUUGUCAUUGCUCAUGUUGAUGCAAAGGAUAGACUCUUGUGGUACAAUGGAAGCCUUCUCAAGAACAAGGGUAAGAGCAGUAUGACAAAUAAAUAUGGAGUUCCGACUCACUGGAUGAUUGAUGGCAAAUGGCAAAAGGGUGAUCGCAAGGAGGAUAUGAGCUGUAUGAAGGGAGGUGAACCGAGGAAUCUGACUCAAUACGAGCUCAAUAUCAUGGAAGGAUCGAUUGAGCUGGCCAAAAACCUCGAUGGGAUGAUAUACACCGCGCCAAAAGGAACCGAAAACACAUGAGUUCGUCAUAUCCAAAAGUGUUAUCAACAACAAAUAUCCUCUAAUCCAGGAUGUAUGUCAGUUUGCCAAACAUCCAACUAUGGACUUGUGUGGACUUGGUAUUCCUCGAAGAGCCAUGUAUCCCGCAAGGCUCCUUGACCCCGAAACCGGUGUUGGUGGUUCCGGCUUCAUCAACAAUACUCGGUCCUUCUAGGGCCUUUCGUAAAUCCAACCGACUAUUACCGGUCAUUGGACAACAGCCUCACUCAACUGAAUUGAUAGGGCUCAGGCAUGUAUAUAUAGUAUCAUUGUAUCAAUGUAUCUGCAUGGAGUAUAGAGUUUCAGACACUAACGGCCAGCACAUUUACA
Molecule: messenger RNA, 2121 nt
Organism: Aspergillus pseudonomiae
Lineage: Eukaryota; Fungi; Ascomycota; Eurotiomycetes; Eurotiales; Aspergillaceae
Product: putative alpha-1,3-mannosyltransferase
Exons: 1
Coding region: 241-1773 (510 amino acids)
Biological process (GO): protein O-linked glycosylation
Cellular component (GO): Golgi apparatus
Molecular function (GO): alpha-1,3-mannosyltransferase activity
Source: RefSeq, a predicted model, not a curated record